CCCUAUAGCCUGGUGGCCUCCAACACCCUGCUGGUGGCCCGGCCGUCCUAGCCCUCCCUGGCAAGCCAUCCACCACCACCUUCACCCGGCAGCCGUCCACCACCACCUUCACCCGGCAGCCGCUGCAGCGGAACAACGGGAGGAUCACAGGCUACGUGAUAUUCCUCACCACGGACCAAACUGUCGGUGACUGGGUGAUGGGGGAAGUGACGGGGGACUGGCUCACCCUUACCGUCCAUGGACUGACGCCUUCAAGGAAGUAUUUGCACAAGAUGCACACUCACAAUGUCAAAGGUUUUGGUCCAUUCUCCUCCGUGGAAAGCUUCACGACUUCCAGUGUUGGCGGCAGCUGCAGUGAGAGCAACAAGCCUGGCGUCCAGCCUCCAGACCUGUGGAUCCAUCACGGCCACUUGGAGCUGAAGAACUUUGACAAGGGUGAGCGCAGCAACUCCCCCAACCACGCCUCCAUCAUCCAGCACACAGCUGAAGAUCAACAACAAGGAGAUGACGGCGCUAGACCAGAUGCUUGGGGCACUCCUGGAGGCUCUGCAGGACAAGGCCAAGGAAACAAAGAGUGGCCAGGCUCUGGGACCGAGGCACAGAGAGCCAAGACGGCCGAGGGUUUAUCAAGACUGACAACAACGUGACGGUCAAAGUGUUAGAGGUAAGAAUCUUACGUGAUGAAACAUUGUGGAAGCCUUGCCAGAGUAUAUGGUCCCACAACAUGUCCUGUAGCUUCUGAAUGAGUGCCUUCAAGCUCUGGUGCUGCUUCCCUUCCUUUGUUAUGAGUGUUUCCAUACUUACUGCUCA
Molecule: messenger RNA, 810 nt
Organism: Eriocheir sinensis (Chinese mitten crab)
Lineage: Eukaryota; Metazoa; Arthropoda; Malacostraca; Decapoda; Varunidae
Exons: 4
Coding region: 198-647 (149 amino acids)
Cellular component (GO): membrane
Molecular function (GO): protein binding
Source: RefSeq, a predicted model, not a curated record